Oryza sativa Japonica Group (Japanese rice) is the source of this 2523-nucleotide messenger RNA. Its product is annotated as LRR receptor kinase SERK2-like. Gene Ontology annotation, biological process: protein phosphorylation. NCBI's taxonomy places the organism in Eukaryota, Viridiplantae, Streptophyta, Magnoliopsida, Poales, Poaceae. The record is from RefSeq and is a predicted model, not a curated record. Gene Ontology annotation, molecular function: protein binding; protein kinase activity; ATP binding.
UACUGCUCACACAAGAUUUCAGUCAGCAGCUGAGCUCCAUGACUUGUCUAUAAGGCCUGAGCUCAGUCUCUGAGACCUCAGGUCGUCUUCUUCCUCCAAUCUCUCGUACGAAAGAAGAAAGUUUUUAGGAAGCUAGGAGCAGCACACAGUCCUUCUCCCUCUCUUCUUGCUAUUUAGUGCAGACCUCAAAUCCAAAGUGCUUCUAUUUUCCAUCAAGAAAGCAAACACAGUGUAUUCAAGAGUGCUUCUGUUCCUGAAAAUUAAACAAAUUGAUAAUAAUUUUCAAGGAAGUAUGAAACUAAUAGCUUUUGGGCUGUUAUUACUGGGGUAUAUACAAUAUUUUGCUACACCUGAUUCCGAAGUCAUAGCAUUGUAUGAAAUAAGGACAAUGCUCAAUGACAGUCGCGGCGUACUGAAUGGCUGGAAUAAUAAUCAAGUUAGUCCCUGCUAUUUUCCUUCCAUCAGUUGUAAUCAAGAUCAAAAGGUCAUUUCAAUAACUUUGAGCUCAUCAGGAUUAUCUGGAUUCUUGUCACCCAGCAUUGGAAAGCUACUAUAUUUACAACAGCUAUUAUUGAAUGAUAACAACAUAACCGGAGGAAUUCCACAAGAGUUAGGGAACCUAUCAAGCUUAACAACACUAAAACUUGGAGGAAAUAGCUUAAAUGGUUCAAUACCUGACUCUCUUGGCCGUCUUUCAAAACUCCAAAAUCUGGACAUGAGCAAAAAUCUCUUAAUCGGGAAUAUUCCAACUUCUUUGUCUAAUCUCUCAUCAUUGAAUGAUAUCAAUCUAGCAGACAACAAUCUGAGCGGUGAAAUACCCAAACGGUUGCUUCAGGUGUCUCACUACAGUUAUAUAGGUAACCAUUUGAAUUGUGGCCAACACUUGAUUUCUUGUGAAGGAAACAAUAUAAAUACAGGUGGAUCAAAUAACUCCAAACUCAAGGUGGUUGCAAGCAUUGGUGGAGCAGUAACUCUCCUUGUUAUCAUAGUACUAUUUCUGUUAUGGUGGCAAAGAAUGCGCCACCGACCUGAAAUAUACGUUGAUGUUCCAGGUCAACAUGAUCACAAUCUAGAGUUUGGACAGAUAAAGCGGUUCUCAUUGCGAGAACUCCAAAUUGCAACCAACAAUUUCAGCGAGCAAAAUGUUCUUGGCAAGGGUGGUUUUGGUAAGGUGUACAAAGGAGUGCUUUCAGGUCCACAUGGCAGAAAGGUUGCAGUUAAAAGACUGUUUGAAGUGGAAAAACCUGAAGGGGAAAUAGCUUUCCUGAGAGAAGUUGAAUUGAUAAGCAUUGCUGUGCACAAGAACAUAUUAAGAUUGAUAGGAUUCUGCACGACUACAAAAGAGCGACUCUUGGUCUACCCUUACAUGGAGAAUCUUAGUGUUGCUUCCCGUUUGAGAGAUAUCAAACUAAAUGAACCAGCAUUAGAUUGGCCAACAAGAGUGCGAAUUGCCCUUGGCGCUGCCCGUGGCUUGGAAUACCUUCAUGAGCACUGCAACCCCAAGAUUAUCCACCGCGAUGUCAAGGCAGCCAAUGUCCUGCUUGAUGGAAACUUUGAAGCAGUGGUAGGAGACUUUGGGUUGGCGAAGAUGAUAGACAGAGAGAGGAAUACAGUUACGACCGGGGUUCGCGGGACAAUGGGCCAUAUAGCUCCUGAGUACCUGAAGACAGGAAGGCCAUCAGUGAAGACAGACAUAUUUGGAUAUGGUGUAAUGUUGUUAGAAAUAGUGACAGGAGAGCGUGCAGUGUUCCCUGAAUUCUCGGAAGGAGACAGUGAGAUCAUGCUCAAUGAUCAAGUGAAAAGGUUGGUGCAAGGAGGACGAUUGACAGACAUUGUGGACCACAACCUGGACACUGCAUACGAUUUGCAACAGCUGGAGAAGAUGAUCCAAAUAGCACUCCUCUGCACUCAUGUGGAGCCUCAUCUUCGCCCUGCUAUGUCAGAGGUUGUGCAGAUGCUGGAAGGCAAUGUUGUCCCAGCGGAGCAAUGGGAGGAGUGGCAGGUGGCUGAACUUGCCCGGCGGCAUCAGCAUGAGAUGAACCAACAGCGCAGGCUGUUCAGCUUCAGUGAGGAGUCUCUCAAUAUCCAGGAAGCCAUUCAGCUAUCCAGUGGCAGAUAACUGGAAGAUCAUACAAUUGUAUCACAUGAGCUUCACUUGUUUCCCAAGAAAGGGUGAAGGAGCGAGGAGUCUCUCAAUAUCCAGGAAGACAUUCAGCUAUCCGGUGGCAGAUAACUGGAAGAUCAUACAAUUGUAUCACAUGAGCUUCACUUGUUUCCCAAGAAAGGGUGAAAGGAGACAACAGUACUCACUAUAGUUGUGGAUUGUUAGGAAUAGCCUAGAGUCCUCACGGUUUGCAUAAGUAACUGUAUCUAACCUUUAUGCUGUGAACACAAUGUCGUGCAGCUACAUCUCGUUCAGACAUUCAUGUGUAUACAUAGACAUAGACUACAGACUACUAUAGAUUAUAUUCUAUAGUGUUUUUGUGUUAAUGUAUACUUGGUAAAAUGGUAACCCUGUGAAUA